Oppia nitens is the source of this 1133-nucleotide messenger RNA. Its product is annotated as steroid 17-alpha-hydroxylase/17,20 lyase-like. Gene Ontology annotation, molecular function: iron ion binding; oxidoreductase activity, acting on paired donors, with incorporation or reduction of molecular oxygen; heme binding. The record is from RefSeq and is a predicted model, not a curated record. Bases 60 to 1133 code for a protein of 357 amino acids. The transcript has 4 exons. Lineage: Eukaryota; Metazoa; Arthropoda; Arachnida; Sarcoptiformes; Oppiidae.
CAACAAAUGAACGACUGGUUAACGUUGCUGUCGAUAGUGUUGACCGUACAGUGAAAAAGAUGUUAACACUGGAGGGUACAGACAAACCGUUUUCGGCAAACAAUUAUAUAUACCUUUUGUUUUUAAAUAUAUUAGCCAACAGUACAUUUGGCCAUAGCUAUGAUUUUGAUGAACCAGAAUUCAAAAAGUUAUUAUAUAUAAUAAGAGAUUUUCCUAAAGAAGCCGGAAGUAGAGUACUUUUGUGGGAGUUUUCACCACUUAUACGACUAAUUGACUAUAAAAUGGUUACAAAACACAGACAAUUAUUCAGUGAAAUGAUAGAAAUAUCUGAGAAAAAUUUCAAAAAACAUUAUAUAGAUUACGAUCAGAAUAUUGAACGCGAUUUUUGCGAUGCACUUAUUUCGGCUAAAAAUGAUGCGCUCCGGGAGGGCAAGGAAUCGGCACCAUAUCUUACAGAUAAUAACUUAGUAAUGGCUAUAUUUGAUAUAUUUUUUGCCGGCACCGAUACAUCUCAGCGAACAUUUCAAUGGAUGUUAUUAAUUAUGUUAUACUAUCGAGAGAUACAAAAUAAAUUAAGACAAGAAGUCGAGUCAUUAAUUGGUGACCGAAUGCCAACACAUGAGGACAGACAUCGAUGUCAUUAUAUAAUGGCAUUUAUAUCGGAAAUACUGAGAUUCAGAAAUGUUGUGCCAACCGGUGUCUUUCAUAAGGCAGUUGUUACGAGUAAAAUAGAGGAACAUACAAUACCAGAGGGAAUGUCCGUAUUUGCAUACCAGGGAAUUGUAUUGAGAAACGAUGACAACAAAUAUUGGACUAAUUCUAAUGACUUCAAACCCGAGCGCUUUCUCAAUAGUGACGGCCAUUAUAUGACAACCCGUUCGCCGGCAUUCAUACCCUUUGGUGUCGGACGUCGUGUAUGUUUAGGUGAAAAGUUAGCCAUCGCUGACCUGUUUCUUGUUUUGGUCAGAUUCUUGCAAAGCACUCAAAAAUAUGAUUUAGUUUUGGAGAAUAAUAAAGGCAUUGAUGUCGAUCCCAAUGAUCCCAAUUAUACUCCUUUCGAUUAUAAAAUUAUUACUUACGGAACGACAUCACACGUGUCGCCCGUUUUAGAGUUAAAUAACAACUGUCUUUAA